CAAGGGGAGCCAAACGUUUCUGAGACGAAAACAAAACGCAGAAGUGUUUGUAAAAUCAUGGCCAGCGGAUCCCAAAGGCGUGCCAACGAAUUCGACUUUAAGAAGCUUUGCGACACUUUUGCCGAGAUCUGUCCCGACUUUCGUCGUGGCCCGGAAUCGCAAGUUCUGGAAAGCCUGGACUUUGCCAAUCGGGUUUUAUUCGAGCUGGGUCCCAAGAUGCGCCAGCUGAAGCAGAGUGGAAGGGAUCAGAUGUGGCGCCUGGUCUUCAAUGGUGGAGGAAGCGUCUAUGUCUACACUUAUACUUUCCAGAAGCCAAUCACCGGCCAGCCUCGGCUUGGCGGCGGAAAGCUCUACCUGACGUUGAAGCAGGCCGGCCUGCUGGCGGCCAGCAGACUCUGCUCUCUUCUGCCGGUACAGCACAAUCCUCGGGACAAGAUUCUGCUGACGCCGCUCGCAAGGGCCGUCUUUGAUCCGUCGAAUAUGUCGAGGAUUGCCCUUGCCCUGGGCAACCUCUUUCGGCAAACCAUCGACACUGGCGAUGUGGUCCGGGCUGUGAUCAGCAGCUGCCAGAGCGACGGCUUCCAUCUGAAGCAUAGCCAGAGUCACAUUGCCUUGGUGGCCGUGGGUGUCACAACCCGUGACUCUUUGGAUCGUAAAAAACUUCGCAAAAAGACCAUUAAGCAGUAUAUAAAUUGCGGCAAGGCUUUUGACCUUAAUCAAUACAAGAUAUACAGUCAGUACUCCAAGAUGGACCAACAAAUCGCUGCAGAGCCUCCGAUUCCAGAUGCAGAUCCUCCCAAGGUUAAGCAAACCGGGCGUAAUCUGAACGUGAGCGGUGUGCUGCGCUCCAUUGCCAAGUCCACCGAUGAUCCACUGAGUGGCGAGACCAUCGAUAUGAAAUUCAAGCCUCCGAAUUCGGAACAGCAAAUCAAAGUGGAGGGCAUGGCCAUGUCAACAGAGGUCCUGUUGGAAGGCACAACCAUGGAGCUUAUGAGACGCAAGCAGUUGGGGUAAAGGAAGGCUUUAUCUGGCUCGUCUGCUGGUGGCUUGUAAGACUACAAAACUACAGAGAGUUUGAGAUAAUCUU
Drosophila kikkawai is the source of this 1087-nucleotide messenger RNA. RefSeq lists its product as uncharacterized. The record is from RefSeq and is a predicted model, not a curated record. NCBI's taxonomy places the organism in Eukaryota, Metazoa, Arthropoda, Insecta, Diptera, Drosophilidae.